AUGGACGCCGAUAAGUUAGCUCGUCUUCAGAAGUCCGUCAGAAUCGGCGGUAAGGGUACUCCUCGUCGUAAGGUCAAGAGAACCGCCAAGAACACCGAGGGCGAUGACAAGAAGCUCCAAGCCGCUCUUCAAAAGGUCCAAGUUCAACCCAUCACCGGUAUUGAGUCGGUUAACAUGUUCAAGGACGACGGCACUGUUCUGCACUUCCCCCGUGCCUCUGUUCAAGCCUCUGUUCCUUCCAACACAUUUGCCAUCACCGGUAACCCCGUUGAGAAGACCAUGAGCGAGAUGCUUCCCGAGGUCCUUUCUUCCAUGGGUCCUGAGUCUUUGGAGCAAUUGCGUCAACUCACCGAGCAACUCAAGGCCGGUACCGGUGCUAAGGAGGCCGAGGACGACGAUAUUCCCGAGCUCGUCGAGGGCGAGAACUUCGAGGACCGUGUCGACUAA
Messenger RNA from Sugiyamaella lignohabitans, 447 nucleotides. It is a transcript of the gene EGD1, whose product is annotated as Egd1p. Gene Ontology annotation, cellular component: nascent polypeptide-associated complex; cytosol. The record is from RefSeq and is a predicted model, not a curated record. NCBI's taxonomy places the organism in Eukaryota, Fungi, Ascomycota, Dipodascomycetes, Dipodascales, Trichomonascaceae. The transcript has a single exon. The coding region runs from base 1 to 447 and encodes 148 amino acids.